Messenger RNA from Papilio polytes (common Mormon), 1300 nucleotides. Its product is annotated as endoplasmic reticulum-Golgi intermediate compartment protein 2. The record is from RefSeq and is a predicted model, not a curated record. Gene Ontology annotation, biological process: endoplasmic reticulum to Golgi vesicle-mediated transport; retrograde vesicle-mediated transport, Golgi to endoplasmic reticulum. Lineage: Eukaryota; Metazoa; Arthropoda; Insecta; Lepidoptera; Papilionidae. The coding region runs from base 97 to 1245 and encodes 382 amino acids. The transcript has a single exon. Gene Ontology annotation, cellular component: COPII-coated ER to Golgi transport vesicle; membrane; endoplasmic reticulum.
CAAAUACACGUCAACCAACGUCAACAAUAUAAUUUCAAGCUUACGUUUUUACAAAACGCCGAUUUUUGUAUUGUUUACAUAUAGUUAAAAGUGAAAAUGAUAAGGUACCGAGGAAAAAAGAAAGUUUUGGAUAAAGUCAAGGAACUAGACGCGUUUCCAAAAGUUCCCGAGGAAUAUGUAGACAGCACGUCGGUUAGCGUGACUUUCUCUGUUAUCACUUUUUUUAUUGUUGCUUGGUUAAUUUAUAGCGAAGUUACGUAUUACCUAGACAGUAAUUUAGUGUUUAAAUUUAUGCCAGACAUUGAUAUGGACGAGAAAUUACAUAUAAAUAUUGAUAUUACAGUUGCUAUGCCAUGUUCCAACUUAGGAGCGGAUAUUUUGGACUCCACGUCACAAAGUGUCUUUGGCUUUGGUGAAUUACAGGAAGAAGACACAUGGUUUGAAUUAACACAAGAACAACAGGACGCGUUCGACGCUGUUAAAUAUCUGAAUUCCUAUUUACGAGAAGAAUACCAUUCAAUUUGGCAAUUGCUUUGGAAGAAAGGCCACGGGUCUGUAAGAGCUACAGUACCGCCUAGAAAGAAUCGUCCGAAUCGACGACCAGAUGCGUGUAGACUUCAUGGAGUUUUGACAUUAAAUAAAGUAGCCGGAAACUUCCAUAUAACAGCAGGAAAGAGUUUACACUUACCAACAGGGCAUAUACAUUUAAACAUGUUAUUUGAUGAUACUCCACAGAAUUUCAGCCACAGAAUACAUAGAUUAAGCUUCGGUAAUCCAGCUAAUGGGAUAAUAUAUCCAUUGGAAGGCGAUGAAAAAAUUACAAAUGAACAAAAUAUGCUCUAUCAAUAUUUCGUAGAAGUGGUACCUACAGAUGUGGAAAUUACAUUAGAUUCUAUAAAAACCUUUCAAUAUUCCGUCAAAGAAUUGGAAAGACCAGUAAGUCAUAGUAAAGGUUCACAUGGAGUUCCAGGGAUUUUCUUCAAAUAUGAUAUGGCAGCAUUAAAAAUAAAAGUAUACCAAGAGAGAGAAAACCCACUGAAAUUCAUUUUACGACUUUACUCUGUUAUCGGUGGUAUUUAUGUGUUAGGUAGUUUUAUUAACACAGUUGUGUCUACAAUAAGGACAGUUUAUAUUGAUAAACCACACACAGUGUUGAGAAAUGAGAAUAUUGAAAAGAAAAAAUAUGAAAAUCCAUUACUACUGUCUACAGAUUUAGAUGUUCCAGUUGAUUUAAUAAAACAAUGACAAUGUUAAUAAUUAGUUUUAAGUAAAAUAAUUUGAAUUAACAACAAAUUGAUUU